AUGCGAUCGGGAGCCGUUGGUCGAUCACUUACUGCACUCGUUCGCGAUGUGCGUCGUAUCAUGGAACCAUAUACCGCAACUCAUUUAAAGGAACGACGAACGAAUCGUUUAAAAGAUUUUGUUGCGGUGGCAGGUCAACUUAGCAUUACCCACUUUUUGAUCUUUAGUCGUACCGAAGCCAAUGUCAACUUGCGCAUUGCUCGUGUGCCCCGAGGUCCUACAUUAACGUUCCGAGUCGCCGAAUACGCUCUUGCCAAAGAUUGUUUGGCACUUCAAAAGGCGCCCAAAACUUCUUCGGCAAAGCACGAAUCCAGCCCGUUGUUGGUCCUCAAUAACUUUAAGCAGGAUGGCAAACAGUUCAAGGUCAUGACUGCUAUGUUACAAAACAUGUUCCCGUCAAUCGAUGUUCAAACUGUUCAAUUAUCACAAACUCGGCGUGUACUUUUAUUUAACUACAACGAAGAUACGGGCAUGAUUGAUGUACGACAUUACGCUAUUGGCGUCAAGGCAACGGGCGUAUCCAAAUCCAUCAAGCGGAUCAUCAACACCGAAGUACCCGAUCUCAGCAACUUUGAUGAUAUCUCUGACUACGUUUUGAAAGAAGCCAUUGUUUCUGAAAGCGAUGUUGAGGAUGGACCCGAUUCUGUAGUGACGCUUGCACAGAAUUACCCAGGCCGCAACAACCGGAAAAAUGAUCAACGUGCUGUGCGUUUGCAGGAAUUAGGUCCACGUCUGACGCUUGACCUCAUCAAGGUUGAAAACGGUCUUUGCGGUGGCGAAGUUCUCUAUCACAAAUAUGGUGAAUACUUUAAAACUUUUAAAAACACAUCUAUGUGUCAUCAUGACUAA
Molecule: messenger RNA, 849 nt
Organism: Zychaea mexicana
Lineage: Eukaryota; Fungi; Mucoromycota; Mucoromycetes; Mucorales; Lichtheimiaceae
Product: Brix domain-containing protein
Exons: 3
Coding region: 1-849 (282 amino acids)
Biological process (GO): ribosomal large subunit assembly; rRNA processing
Cellular component (GO): preribosome, large subunit precursor
Molecular function (GO): rRNA binding
Source: RefSeq, a predicted model, not a curated record